GAUGACUUCGACUGCAUUGCGCGCGGUUCCGGCUGAGGUGGUAAAUGACACCACCUCGGACUCGAAACUCAGGUACAUUAUUAUGUUCGGAGCCCCCUUGGUCGCCGGAAUCGCUCUUUACUGGUACAUGGGCAGGAGGACGGAAACGAAGAACAAAGUGUCAAGCGUACCGAAGAAGGACAUUCGCGCCGAAGCACAGAAGAAAAUUGAUGAUCAGAUCAAUUCGCAAGAUCCCAAAGAGAGAGCAACCGGUUUCAAAAACAAAGGCAAUAACUUGUUCAAAGUUCGCAAGUAUAAAGAGGCGAUAGAGUGCUAUUCUGAGGCAAUCAAGGUAUGUCCAAUAGACAAAGUGGACAUGCUCUCAACUUUCUACCAGAAUCGAGCAGCUGCCUACGAGAACCUGAACAUGGUGGACAACGUUCUGCAGGACUGCACGAAAGCUAUCGAGCUGAACAACAAGUAUUCUAAAGCUUACUUUCGCCGAGCGAAAGCUUUCGAAGAAAAGGGUGAGCUGCAGAAGUGCGUUGAGGACGCAACCGUUUGCGCCGUUCUAGAACAAUUCCAGCACGCCAAUGCUUUGCAAUUGGCUGACAAGGUGCUCAAGUCCUUCGCAUCCCAACGAGCCAAGGAAAUCUUCUCGACCAGAAAGCCUGAUCUCCCGGCUUCGUCUUUCAUCCGCAAUUUCCUCAAAUCGUUUUGCGAGGAUCCGGUCAUCCACGAUCUUGAAGCGAAGCGAAGAAACGAGCCGUCAGCUGCCUCUGGACCGCCGUCCGGCUACGACCUGGCACUCCAGGACCUCCUUGAGGAGAAAUGGGACCAGGUCGAAGGUCACUGUACGGAAGAAAUCAGACAAGAACACGAUAAGGAGAAACUAGAGAAGGCUCUCCUACUUCGAGCCGGCUUAUGCGUCCUGUCCGGCCGCAUCGACGAUGCAGAGAGAGACGUAGAUACACUUCUCUCCAGAGAAAACGUUAACGUCAAGGUUCGCGUUAAUGCUCUCAUCAAGAAAGCCACGGCCGAGGUCCAUCGCGAACAGUAUGAGCAGGCUCUGGCAACUUUCGAGAAAGCCGUUGGACUCGAUCCCAACAAUGCCGACAUUUACUUGCACAGGGGCCAAAUCUAUCUUCUCUUGGAUCAGGUCGAUCAGACUUUGAGAAAUCUCGAGCUGUCAGCUUCGCUGAGACCGGAUUUCGUGUCUGCUAACGCUCAGCUAGCCUACAGCAAAUACAACUUCGGGAAACGCUUCAACGAUGCGCAAGCCGAGAAGGAAGCGAGAGCUAUGUUCAAAACAUGCAUGGAGAAAUUCCCCAAUGCCGCCGAAGUUUAUUUCCUUUACGCACAGCUUUUCAAUGAGCAACAACAGCUAGGGGAGGCAGAAAAAUACUUCAAGAAGUUCAUAGAACUCGAGCCUAGGGACGCCUUAGGCUGGGUGCAUCUGGGAAUCGUUACGGUCCAAUCGGGCCAGAGGGACAAAGGCGUCGAAAUGAUGAUGAAAGCCAUAGAGAUCGAGCCUAAAUGCCAAUUCGCCUACGAAACGCUCUCGACGUUCCUGAUGCAGAUUGAGCGUUCGGAGGAGGCUGUGAAGAUGAUCGAGAAAGGCAUCGAGCUGGCCCAGAGCGAAGGCGAAAUCGCUCAUCUGAUCGCGUUGAAACUCUCGAGUGAAGUCCAGAACGUUGCGAUGCAGAGACUCGGCAACUGAGAAACGAGCUCUUUACCCGUCCGGUGGAAACGACUCGACACACAUAGCGAAUGAGCUAGCGAUCUCGACAACAUUGAUUCCGUGCAUCACGGACGCGAAUUCCAAGAUAUUAGCUCCGGACUUUGAUGAUACCUACGGAGUGAGGUCCGGAAACCCCUUGCGCAUGGAGUGAGUUUGUUGGAAUCAAAUGACACAGUCCGGGAAAGAAGCGUUCAUCAGAACGGAUAGAAUCAUCGAGCGGCUAUCAUUGAAGCGAGCGGUUGAACGACUGAGGGGAAGGAUUGAUUUGAUUUUCCGAGAAUGGGGAUACAGCGGUUGAACUGUUUCAAAUGAAACAAAUAUGUCCGACAGUGAUUGUCGGACGGGAGUCGAUUGUUCUGUGGCACGGGCAGGUGAACCACCAAUGGUGGUGGUCUGCUCGGCCCACUGUUGAACGGAGGUGCGAAUUCUCGCCCUCUCUUGGCCAUCGUUUAUCCAUGAUUCUUGAGCAGUUGCAGGUGCAGCUCACGGAUCGCUCUCUAGAAACUCAAUUUGGCUGAAGCGGGGGAUGCU
This is a messenger RNA of Galendromus occidentalis (western predatory mite), 2251 nucleotides long. Its product is annotated as translocase of outer membrane 70. The record is from RefSeq and is a predicted model, not a curated record. Gene Ontology annotation, molecular function: protein binding; transmembrane protein transporter activity. The transcript has 10 exons. Gene Ontology annotation, cellular component: mitochondrial outer membrane. Gene Ontology annotation, biological process: protein import into mitochondrial matrix; protein insertion into mitochondrial inner membrane. NCBI's taxonomy places the organism in Eukaryota, Metazoa, Arthropoda, Arachnida, Mesostigmata, Phytoseiidae. The coding region runs from base 2 to 1699 and encodes 565 amino acids.